Molecule: messenger RNA, 2034 nt
Organism: Prorocentrum cordatum
Lineage: Eukaryota; Dinophyceae; Prorocentrales; Prorocentraceae
Source: the annotation of a GenBank genome assembly
AUGAUCAGGAGAACGGCCGCCGCCACCGCCAUCAUCGAGGCCAACUGCUCGCGCGCCGUGCGAGCGGCGCUGCCGGCGCGCAGCAGGCCGACGUGGAGGAACUACGAGAUCGGCGAGUGGGUCUACUCCUGGACGCCCGAGCAGACGCAGGGGCUGGAGAAGUGCCACUGGCACGGCCCAGCUCUGGCGGUGGCAGUGGAGGCGAAGGUCAACGAGGACAACGUGAUGCACGCCUCGGCCCGCGAACGAGAAGAACGCAGCGAGGACCCCGACAGCCCGCUCAGCACGAUCGAGAAGCUCAGGCGGGUGCUCAGGCGGACGAGGGGGACCUGCAACUACCAGGACCUCGCCGAGGAGGGGCGCAUGGCUCGGUACGACGACACCCUGGACGACAUGGGCGAGCAGCAUCAGCCCAGCGCCCAGGCACCCAUGGAGACGGACGAGACCGACGGACCGACAGGAGCAGCUGCCGCGGCAGCUCCUGGAGAUCCUCAGCCGGCGACGCCCGGCGAAGAUGAGGGCGACGGACCAGCAGCGGCCGGUGCCGGCGCGUCUGGCAGCGCUGCGCAGGAGCCUAGCAGGUGCCACAUCGAGGCGAUGCCUAAGAGGAGCGUCGAGGAGGCUGAGAAGCUGGACGGCAUCCCGCUGCCCAAGCGCGCCCACCUGUCGUGGGCGAAGCUCGCCCCACAGAGCGAGGAGGCUUCGCUAGCCGAUGAGGUGGACGACGAGAUGCUGCUGCUGGAAGAACCCACCGAGACGGUCUGCAUGCUGGCCUUCAUGAGGAAAGCCCCCACCAUCGUGGAGGGUAGGCUGACGCCCGAGGAGAAGGACCAGUUUUACUCGGCGAAGCUGGAGGCCCUCGAGGUUUGCAAUCGCAGCGACGGCUGGAAGUCCAUCAACGAGGUGGCCAACGCGCGCGUACUCUACCAAGGGCUCAAGCACCGCGACAUCACCGAUGGCCAGCUCGACAAGGAGGCGCCGACCUUCAGCAGGCUUGGCCGACACACGGUCAUGCUCUGGGCGUCUCCGAGGAAGUGGAGGUUGUUUAGCGCGGAUGUGAAGUCCGCAUUCCUGCGCGCUGAGGACGCGAGCGUACACGGCCUCAAGCUCUACGCGGACCCGACGAAGCUCUGGCACCACCGCUCCGACGAAGUCACGAAGGAGAUCGGGUUCAGGAACCACGAGCCCGAAGAUUGCCUGCCGUUGUCCCUGCGCCCGGCGAGGGUCGAGGACGACCCGUUCGACGCGCGCAGAUUCGAGGGCCAGACCUACGCGGUGGACGGCCUGAUCGGCAAGCACGUGGACAACUUCAUCGGAUGCGGCGAGGGCGUGACGAACGAACAGGCGCGGCUAGGGGCGCUCGACGAGAGGUUCACGUCCGGCAAGUGGGAGUUCGGGCCGAGUCUGAUCUUCACCGGAGGCGAAAUGGAGCAGUCCCUGAACACCUACAGCGUGACCCUCAAGUUCGAGAAGUACCUGCACGCGGUGAAACCCAUCACCGUCGAGUACAUGCACCGCGAGUGCGCCGUCGCCGAGGGAGCUUACGACCUUCAGGACCUACUGGAUGCGGACAAGGAUCUGCGCUUUCUGAAAGCCAACGCGGAGGUAGGGCUGUACUUCGGGUUCGAAAAGGCCUGGAGCAACCUGCGAGUUGGCAGCUACACCGACGCGUGCUGGGCGAGCCGACUUGACGGCAGUUCGCAAGGAGGCUACGAGAUCUUCAUCGGACCCACGGACGAGCUCAACGCCAACACCCCGACGCCUUUCGUGGCCAUGGAGUGGGUCUCGAAGAAGUUGCAGCGUCUGUGCAGGAGCUCGCUGUCGGCGGAGGCCCAGACAGCAGCUUUGGGCGUGGACUCACACUCAGAUGUGGAUGACAGUCUACCCGGCGUGGAGCUUGCGACCCGACCUGGAGCUCGAAGAAGCGAUGGUGCACCUGGGAGAGCCGCCGCUCACCACGGGCGCGACGCGUCGCGCUCAGCGGCGGCAGGCCUGGACAUCGCGGAGAAGAGGACGGCCAUCGAGGUGAAGAUC